AUGCUUGAAUUCACAUAUCACUGUCUACUAUCUUGCACUGUGCACACCAACUUCAGGGAUGUGAAUGUCACGUGGAUUGACAUUUUCAAGUGUAUUGAAGGUAGCCGGUGGCUGUCUAACUGCCCCCUGUCUGUCCUGAUUCUGCUGCUCUUGCUGUUUCUUCGGAGGAGAACCGUGGUCAAAGAGCCCUUACUGCCCCCGGAGGAUGACACCCGGGACAAUGUUUAUUACUAUGAUGAAGAAGGAGGCGGAGAAGAGGAUCAGGACUUUGACUUGAGCCAGUUGCACAGGGGCCUGGACGCUCGACCUGAAGUGACUCGUAACGAUGUCGCGCCAACCCUCAUGAGCGUUCCCCGGUACCUUCCCCGCCCUGCCAAUCCCGAUGAAAUUGGAAAUUUUAUUGAUGAAAAUCUGAAGGCGGCUGAUAGUGACCCCACGGCCCCACCUUAUGAUUCUCUGCUCGUGUUUGACUAUGAAGGAAGUGGUUCCGAAGCUGCUAGUCUGAGCUCCCUGAACUCCUCGGUCAAAGACCAGGACUAUGACUACUUGAACGAAUGGGGCAAUCGCUUCAAGAAGCUGGCAGACAUGUACGGAGGCGGCGAGGAUGACUAGGGGACUCGAGAGAGACGGGCCCUAGACCCGUGCGCUGGGAAAUGCAGAAAUCAUGUUGCUGGUGGUUUUUCAGUGCCCUUCUCUUGAGAUGAGUUUCUGGGAGAAAAAAAGACUGGUCAGUGAUGCAGUUAGUAUAGUUAGAAUUUCCACUUUAUAGCUCUCAUCGGUGUGUCUUAGGAAAGUUUUGACUUACUCCUAGAAGCUUUUUUCCCCCCCAUCUCUCUUUACAUGGUGGUGAUGUCCAAAAGAUACCCAAAUUUUAAUAUUCCAGAAGAACAACUUUAGUGUCAGAAGGUUCACCUAGCACCUUGCAGAUUUUCUUAAGGAAUUUUGUCUCACUUUUGAAAAGAAGGGGAAAAGUCAGCUAUUCUAGUUCUGUGGUUUUGUGUAUAUAAUUCUUUUUUUUAAUUUGUGUGCUUCCGCUCAUUGCUA
Molecule: messenger RNA, 1044 nt
Organism: Saimiri boliviensis boliviensis (Bolivian squirrel monkey)
Lineage: Eukaryota; Metazoa; Chordata; Mammalia; Primates; Cebidae
Source: RefSeq, a predicted model, not a curated record